GUUGAAGGAGUGACGUCUUGAAGCAAUUAGCACAGUACUUGUGCCCGUUAUCCUUGUUUACAGUCAUCACAUUCGCGGCACUCCUGUGCAUACUUUCAUCAAUAUUUUAGGCUGACUGCUCGAAGUCACUUCUAGGGUAUUAUAUGCAUCGGUAAGCGCGAGCGGCGCCACGACGCCGCCGCCGCCAGAAAUGGAGCCGGAGCCUGGUAACAGCCAGGGCCAAAAGAAUGUUGAUUCUAGGCAGGGACCCACGGAUACAGAAGACCCUAGGUACCAAAGGCUUAAGCGGACUCAAGUAGAAGGUUUUGAUGGCCCCGUGCCCGAGGAGUAUGAGCGGCUUGUGGAGCCUCAUGUGGCGUCCUUCAACUAUUUCAUCACAGAGGGCAUCGAGCUCUUGGCUCAGAGCAUGGAGCCCGUCGAGAUCGAGAUCCCCUCGACCGGCCGCACGCUGCGCAUGUGGUGGACGGACCUGCGUGUGGAGCGGCCGGUGCGCGAGGAGGUGCUCAAGGGCGUGGGCAUGCUGUCGGUGUCGGGCAGCCAGCUCGCCAACACGCGCAUCAUGCCGCGGGACUGCAGGGAGGCGGGCACCACCUACAAGGGCAGCCUGGUGGCCACGCUGAACUACCAGGAGGGGGAUGGGCAGCCGUACACGAUUGAGAAGAAGCUGGGCGGCAUGCCCAUCAUGGUCCGCUCGCGCGCCUGCUGGCUGGCCGACAUGAGCCGCUCGGAGCUGGUGGCGGCGCGCGAGGAGGCCAACGAGAUGGGCGGCUACUUUGUGUGCAACGGCAUUGAGCGCAUCAUCCGGUGCCUGGUGGUGCAGCGGCGGCACUACAUCAUGGGGCUGCGGCGGGGGGCCUACCACAAGAGAGGAGCAAACUACACGGAUGCGGCCACACUCGUGCGCUGCGUGCGCCCCGACCAGUCCUCAGCCACCGUGCGCUGCCACUACCUCACGGACGGCACCGUCAACUUCGCAUUCACCAUGCGGAGGGCGGAGUACUUCAUACCCGCGGGAGUGCUGCUCAAGUGCUUCCUGGAGGUCAGCGAUCGGGAGCUGUACGGCAAGCUGGUGGCGGGAGCGGCCCCCGGCAGCGGCGCGGCCGCCUUCCUGGCUGAGCGCGCGGAGCUGCUGCUGCGUCAGGCGGACCGUCCCGACCUGCGCACCCGCACGCAGUGUGUGGAGUACCUGGGGAAGCACUUCCGGGUGGUGCUGGGGCAGCCGCCCUCGGCAUCGGACUACCAGGUUGGCCAGGCGCUCCUGCGCGAGUACGUGUUCAUCCAUCUGGCCCCCGACCGCCCCGCCGACAAGCUGGCCCUGCUGCUGGCCAUGCUGCACAAGCUGUACGCGCUGGUGUCGGGGGCGGCGGUGGAGGAUAACCCGGAUGCGCUCACGCACCACGAGAUCCUGCUGCCGGGCCACCUGCUGCUCAAGUUCCUGAAGGAGAAGAUGCAGGACUCGCUGGAGGUGCUGAAGGCGUUCAUUCGCAAGGACGUGGUCAGCAAGCCCUCCUCGGUCAACUUUGACGACCAAAAGUACAUCACCACCGUGGCCGCCAAGCUGCCCGACGUGGGUGCGCGCUUCGAGUACCUGCUCAACACGGGCAACCUGGUGUCCAAGAGCGGACUGGACCUCAGCCAGGCAACAGGCUUCACGGUGGUGGCUGAGAAGCUCAACUUCUUCCGCUACCUCUCCCACUUCCGCUCCGUGCACCGCGGCGCCUACUUUGCGGAGAUGCGCACCACCACCGUGCGCAAGCUGCUGCCCGAGUCCUGGGGCUUCAUGUGCCCCGUGCACACCCCCGACGGGGCGCCCUGCGGGCUGCUGAACCACUUCACCACCCAGUGCGGUAUUGUGACGUACGAGGACCCGGAGCGGACCAAGACGGAGAUCAGCAUCAUGACGGUCCUCACCGGCCUGGGCAUGCUCCCCUCCGCGCCCGCCCUCACCCCCCCGCCCCCGCCCGACUACCUCUCCGUCAUGCUCGACGGCCGAGUGGUGGGUUACGUGCGCAGCGGCGCCCCCGCUGCAGCCCUGGUGGGGAGGCUGCGGGAGAUCAAGGCGGCGGCGCUUCUGGCGUACGACACGGGUGCCGUACCGGGGGAGCUGGGGCUGGAUCUGCAUGAACAGUCGGUGCCGUACCAUCUGGAGAUCGUACACAUCCCGCCGCUGGUGGGCGGCCCCUUCCCCGGCAUUUUCCUGUUCACGCAGUCGGCCCGCGUGACACGGCCGGUGCUGCAGAUGAGCAGUGGUCGCCGCGAGCUGCUGGGCUCCUUGGAGCAGUGCUUCAUGGCCAUCCAGUGCCCGGACGGGGGACACGGGGGCUCGCCGGGGCUUGCGUUCACGCACCGGGAGCUGGGAGCAGGCAGCAUGCUCAGUGUGGUUGCCUCCAUGACCCCCUACUCCGACUUCAAUCAGUCGCCCCGCAACAUGUACCAAUGCCAGAUGGCCAAGCAAACCAUGGGCACCCCGGGGCAGGCGCUGCCGCACCGCACGGACACCAAGAUGUACCGACUGCAGACGCCGCAGGCGCCCAUCUGCCGUACCAUUCGUUACGCGGACUACAAGAUGGACGAGUUCCCCAACGGCACCAACGCCAUCGUGGCUGUGCUGGCAUACACAGGCUACGACAUGGAGGACGCCAUGAUCCUCAACAAGUCAUCCAUGGAGCGCGGCCUGUGCCACGCCUCGCUCUACAAGACGGAGACGGUGAACCUGCGCGAGGAGCGGGGCCCCAAGAGCGUGUUCGCCGCUGAGCCGCAUGACAACCACUCCAAGAUGGCGCUGUCCCGCCGUACCAAACCCGUGGGCGCGUUCGGCCAGCGCUACCCGCAAAACGUCCCCGCCGCCUCCUCCAGCCCCGCCGUAGCCCCACGCAAACCCGAUGAAGGGGACCGGCCGGUGCUGGUCCCGGAGCCCUUCAACAAGGACGGGGACCGCAUCGAACCCGACGGCCUUCCCGCGGUUGGGUCCAUUAUCUGGCCCGGGCAAACGUUUUACUGCACGCGUGACGAGACCACCGGGAAAUACAAGACGCAUAAGCUCAAGGGAGAGGAGGUGGCGGUGGUGGAUCAGAUUACGCUGAUCGGUGGAGGGUCGACGAGGGCGGGGGCUCGAGGGAGGGGCGGCGCGACGAUGACAGGCGGAGGAGAGGCGCCGCAGCAGGCGAAUAUUCGGUUGCGGUUUAACCGUAACCCCAUGAUUGGUGACAAGUUCGCGUCGCGUCACGGUCAGAAGGGUGUGCUGUCGAUCUUGUGGCCGGAUGUGGACAUGCCCUUCGCCGAGUCGACGGGCAUACGCCCGGAUCUCAUCAUCAACCCGCACGCCUUCCCCUCGCGUAUGACCAUUGGCAUGUUGGUGGAGAGCCUGGUGUCCAAGGGAGGCGCGCUGGCGGGGCAGUUCGUGGACGCGUCGCCCUUCCAGCGGUCAGACGGGGUGGAGAAAGGCAACCCCGUGGAGCGGUGGGGCGCCUACCUGGAGCGCCAGGGCUUCUCACGCUACGGCCAGGAAACCAUGGUCAGCGGCGUGACCGGGCAGCAAAUGCCCUGCGACAUCUACAUCGGGCCCGUCUACUACCAGCGCCUGCGUCACAUGGUGUCCGACAAGUUCCAGGUUCGAUCCACGGGCCCCAUCAACAACCUCACGCGCCAGCCCAUCAAGGGACGCAAGUUUGGCGGCGGCAUCCGCUUCGGCGAGAUGGAGCGCGACUCGCUGCUGGCGCACGGUGCGGCCUACCUGCUGCAUGACCGACUGCACGCCUGCUCGGAUUACCAUGUGGCGGAUGUGUGCACGUGCUGCGGGUCGCUGCUGGCGCCGCUGAGGAAGCCGGUGGCGGUGGCGGAUGUGACCUCGAACCUGCUGCUGGCUGGCGGCUCCGACAACGGCGGCAAGACCGUGUGCCCUCAGUGCUCGCCCACCUCCUCCGCCACCAUCGAGCGGGUGGCGCUGCCGUACGUGUUCCGCUACCUGGCCACCGAGCUGGCGGCCAUGAACAUCAAGAUGGAGCUGGAGCUCAAGUGAGGAGGGAGCUGGGAUGAGGGGGCUGGGAGCUAGGGCUGGGAGGAGGAGGCACUGGGCUGGGCUGAUGAGGGGGCAACGGGCUGCGGAAGUGCGGUGGAAGUGGCUAUUCAGGAAGGGCCUGAGGGGGCUGAAUUGUUGGGGAAGGAGCCAUAAGGAGCGUGGAGGUGGAGCAGUUGUUGCGCAGCUGCCAUCACCGCAGCGGUAGAAACGGCGCCAUGCAAACGGCGUCAGCAUCUGGUGUUUUACGGGUUGAGCUGGAUUGGAAACGUUAGCUUGCGGCUGCGGAGGUAUUUGUAGAAUUGUGUUGGAAGCGCACAGCCGCACGCACGUAGUGGAUGAAAGGCACGCAGGACCCGCAAGAGGGAGCUUGGAGGAGGGGAGGAGGGGCGGCGGUGGGCGUGUUCCCUGCGCUGAUGUGGCAGUAGUUGUGAACAGUGAGCGCUGCGCUAUCCGGAGUGAUGUGUGUCCAGGUAGGCUUAAGUUGAUGUGAUACCGUAUGCUUUUUUGGGAUUGUGGUAAGGGCGGGACUGUAACCGGGGGGUUUAUGCGUCUAGGGGUAGAAGGUCUAUGUCAACGAGCCGCGAUAG
Astrephomene gubernaculifera is the source of this 4605-nucleotide messenger RNA. Lineage: Eukaryota; Viridiplantae; Chlorophyta; Chlorophyceae; Chlamydomonadales; Astrephomenaceae. The record is from the annotation of a GenBank genome assembly.